AUGAAGAACAGCAACAGUACUAUUGUCACUGAAUUUAUUUUACUAGCAUUUAAAGAUUUUCCUCAGUUUUCUCAAAUUUUGCUUUUCAUCGCCUGCUUUUUUAUUUAUAUUACUUGUAUUGUUGGGAAUAUAAUAAUAUUUUUGCUUAUUCAUUUUGAUUUCAAUCUUAAUGCUCCGAUGUACUAUUUUAUUAGCAGAUUUUCCAUUUUGGAAAUUGUAUUUGUUUCUAUCAUUGUCCCCAAACUGUUAGAUAUUCUUAUUGCAGGUAGAAACAGGAUCAGUUUUGAGGCCUGCUUCCUGCAGUUAUAUUGCGCUGAUACUACAGGUAUAGUGGAAUGUUACCUUCUCACUGUCAUGGUUUUCGAUAGACAUUUUGCCAUCACAAGCCCAUUCCAAUAUGAGAUUAUAAUGACUCAAUGGUAUAUCAAACUUGCUAUAUUUCCAUGGCUUGUUGGUUUGGGUGGAGCUUUCAUACCCACCAUCUUCACAGCAUCUUUAAAAUUUUGUGGUCCCAACGUGAUUGACCAUUUCUUCUGUGACCUGGCUCCUUUACAAAAUUUGGCAUGUUCUGAUCCCUAUGUCAGUAAUCUUGUGACCAGCAUAACCGCCAUCUUUGUGGUUCUUCUUCCCUUCAUCGUCAUCAUUGGGUUCUAUACUCACAUCAUAGUUACAGUCCUAAAGAUUAAGAGCGUAGAAGGUAAACGUAAAGCCUUCUCCACCUGCUCCUCUCACCUUAUCGUAGCCAGCCUUUACUUUUGUACAGGUAUCAUUGUAUAUGUCCAACCAAGUGACAGCCAACAUGACAAAUUUCUUGCUUUUAUAUACACAAUUGUGACUCCAUUGUUAAAUCCAUUUAUUUAUACUUUUAGAAACCGAGAAGUGAAAUUAGCAUUUGCCAAAUUGUUAAUUAAUGUAAAAUCAUUGAUCAAAAAUAAGAUGAAAAAAAGUAUUUAA
Molecule: messenger RNA, 954 nt
Organism: Hyla sarda
Lineage: Eukaryota; Metazoa; Chordata; Amphibia; Anura; Hylidae
Product: olfactory receptor 10A4-like
Exons: 1
Coding region: 1-954 (317 amino acids)
Biological process (GO): G protein-coupled receptor signaling pathway
Cellular component (GO): membrane
Molecular function (GO): G protein-coupled receptor activity; olfactory receptor activity
Source: RefSeq, a predicted model, not a curated record